Molecule: messenger RNA, 2702 nt
Organism: Manis pentadactyla (Chinese pangolin)
Lineage: Eukaryota; Metazoa; Chordata; Mammalia; Pholidota; Manidae
Gene: SORBS3
Product: sorbin and SH3 domain containing 3
Exons: 21
Coding region: 112-2436 (774 amino acids)
Molecular function (GO): protein binding
Source: RefSeq, a predicted model, not a curated record
CCCCCCGCAGGGGCCACGGCGUCCCCGAGGCGCGGCCCGACGGGGCCCCUCGCACGCCCCCGGCCGGCGGAGCGCCCGCCCCUGCGCCCCGCCGCGCCGCCCACAGUCCAGAUGGGACGGAGGGGAGCGCCUCUCGCGCCUUCCUCCCUGCGCGGCCCUCGGCCAGUCGGUCCCCCUCUUCCUCCUCGCGCGGCCAGCCUCGCGGAGCCCGUCCGGACCAGGUCACGAGGACGGACGCACAGCCCGGACCUCUCCCUGCCCUCCCUCCCCGAGGGCCAGCCGCCGCCGCCGCGCCAGGCGGGAGCCGGGCAGCGAUGCUCCUGCCCUCCGGGGCGUGCGCGGCCCCCGCCACCUGCUCGCUGGGGAAGAGGACACGCAGAGGAGCGACUGGCACAGCCCAAGUACUCCAACCUUGACCCAGGCAUGCAGGCCCCACCCUGCAGCCUUCCCACUGGGCUCAGCCUGGACGACUUCAUCCCCAGUCACCUCCGGGCCCACGUGCGGUCCUCGUCCCGGGGGACACGGGUGCCUGUGAUCCGGAAUGGCGGCUCCAACACCCUUAAUUUCCAGUUCCAUGACCCUGCUCCCAGGACGGUGUGCAAUGGGUACUUCACACAGAGGAGAGAUGCUUCUCGGCACCCAGACCUUGCUUGGUAUCAGACCUGGCCAGGCCCGGGGAGCCGGCCCUCUGCGAGCCAGAAGACCCCUGCCUCCCAGUGUCCCCAGAACUGGUCAGCCACGUGGACCAAGGACAGUAAACGUCAGGACAAGCGCUGGGUCAAGUAUGAGGGAAUCGGGCCCGUGGAUGAGAGCGGCAUGCCUAUUGCUCCCCGAUCAAGCGUUGACAGCCCCAGGGACUGGUACCGGAGAAUGUUCCAGCAGAUUCACAGGAAAAUGCCAGAUCUACAGCUGGACUGGACCUUUGAGGAGGCACCCAAAGACUCCAGGCAUCCAGGGCCCCAGCAAAGACCUGCCUUCAGGCCAGGCCAAGCCUCCUCUCUGAGCGGGAGGAGCUGGGGCCUCUCUGAGGAGUUUCCUAGAAGCACCUUCAACUGUAAUCCUGGAGCACUCUCCUCCCCGCUCCAGACCAAAAAUCAGGUGCCCAGACACCAAGAGAAAGCAGACAGUAUCUGGACUGAAGAUUCUUGGAACCAGUUUUUGCAAGAACUAGAAUCUGGGCGGAAGCCUAAGAAACCACUGGUGGAGGACCCUGUUGAGAAGCCCUCCCAGCCCAUUGAGGUCCUCCUGGAGAGAGAGCUGGCCAAGCUGAGCGCGGAGCUGGACAAGGACCUGCAGGCCAUUGAGACCCGGCAGCCGACGCCCAAGGUGCCCCAGGCGCCCCGUCGGGUCCGGGAGCCGCGGUCCCCCGUCCGCCCUGCCUCCGCCUGGAGCUCCAACUCCUCGAAUGCACUUUACCAGGGUUCCUCCUGGUCCCUGAGCCCCCACAGAAUGGCGGAUGGAGGAAGCCCCUUCCUAGGUCGUAGGGACUUUGUCUACCCCUCCUCAGGCCGAGACCCUAGUGCCUCUGAACGAGGGGGCAGCCCAGCCAGGAAGGAGGAGAAAAAGAAGAAGGCCGCCCGACUCAAGUUUGACUUCCAGGCCCAGUCCCCCAAGGAGCUGACCCUGAAGAAGGGCGACAUCGUCUACAUCCACAAGGAGGUGGACAAGAACUGGCUGGAAGGGGAGCACCAUGGUCGGCUGGGCAUCUUCCCUGCUAAUUACGUGGAGGUGCUGCCUGCGGGUGAGACCCCCAAGCCCAUCAAGUCCCCAACCUACCAGGUGGUGGAAUAUGGAGAAGCCUUGGCCCAGUACAACUUCAAGGGGGAUCUGGAAGUGGAGCUGUCCUUCCGCAAGGGGGAGCGCAUCUGCCUGAUCCGCAAGGUGAAUGAGAACUGGUACGAGGGGCGCAUUUCAGGCACAGGGCGCCAGGGCAUCUUCCCUGCCAGCUAUGUGCAGGUGUGCCGCGAGCCCCGACUCCGGGUCUGCGACGAUGGUCCCCAGAUUCCUGCCUCCCCCCACCUGACCACCACCCACCUGGCCCAUCACCCCAGCUCCCCAUUAACGCCACGCAGCCCAGCUGAAUCCACCAACUUGGGGGGCCGGACCUCCCCCCGCCGCACUGGCUUCUCCUUUCCCACCCAGGAGCCCAGGCCCCAGACCCAGAGGCUCAGCUCGCCUGGCUCAGCGCUGUCCCAUCCUGAAGGCUCCAGCCAUCCCCUGGACCUGGGGACUUCCUCCCCCAACAUCACACAGAUACACUGGACCCCGUACCGGGCGAUGUACCAGUACAGGCCCCAGAAUGAGGACGAGCUGGAGCUGCGGGAGGGGGACCGGGUGGAUGUCAUGCAGCAGUGCGAUGAUGGCUGGUUUGUGGGUGUCUCCCGGAGGACCCAGAAAUUUGGGACGUUCCCUGGAAAUUAUGUAGCCCCAGUGUGAAUGGUCUCCGUGGCAUCUCAGAGCCCAGCCAGGAUGGCGUGGGCAGCAGUGGCACUUAAGGAAGGGAGAGAGGACCGCCACCACCACAUCCUCCUUCCAGGACCCGAGCUGCUGGCAUCUGCAGAAAACCCCAGCAACCUUUCCGUGGAACCCCUUCGAAGCCCGCUGGACUGCUUUCCACCCGCAAUUCACAAGCAUUCCUCCAGCAGCCCUUUAUUUUCUCCCCUUCCCCACUCCCCAAAUACAGAGGUCUGCUUUGAAGUGGA